This is a messenger RNA of Menidia menidia (Atlantic silverside), 4020 nucleotides long. The record is from the annotation of a GenBank genome assembly. NCBI's taxonomy places the organism in Eukaryota, Metazoa, Chordata, Actinopteri, Atheriniformes, Atherinopsidae.
AUCCAGGAAGUGGAUUGCCCGUCGUUGUUUGUGUUCGUCGCUCACAGUUUUCCUGCCUGUUUUUUCUGAUUUCGGAUCUCGCUUUUCCGGGCCGAAAUGGCGACGUUUAUUUCAGUCCCGUUGAAGAAGUCUUCCGAAGUGGAUCUGGUAAAGCCGCUGUCGAAAUAUGUCACAGCCUCGUACCCGGCGGGCGAGGACCAGGCGGAGUACCUCCGCGCCGUGGAGGAGUUGAACAAGCUCCGCAAAAGCGCCCUGGGAAGGCCGCUGGACAAACACGAGAGCUCCCUGGAGAUCCUGCUCAGAUACUAUGACCAGCUGUGUGCUGUGGAGCCCAAGUUCCCCUUUUGUGAAAACCAGCUCUGCCUAACCUUCACGUGGAAGGACGCCUUCGAUAAAGGAUCGCUGUUCGGUGGCUCCGUCAAGCUCUCUUUGGCCAGUUUGGGCUACGAGAAGACGUGUGUGCUGUUCAACUGUGCGGCGCUGGCCAGUCAGAUCGCUGCGGAGCAGAACGUGGACAACGACGAGUGUCUGAAGGCCGCGGCCAAAUACUACCAGCUGGCCAGCGGCGCCUUCGGCCACAUUAAGGACACGGUGCUGUCGGCCCUGAACCGGGAGCCCACCAUGGACAUCUGCCCCGAGACGGUGGGCACGCUCAGCCUCAUCAUGCUGGCCCAGGCCCAGGAGGUCUUCUUCCUCAAGGCCACCUCAGACAGGAUGAAAGACGCCGUCAUCGCCAAACUGGCCAAUCAGGCGGCAGAUUUCUACGGCGACGCCUUCAAGCAGUGCCAGUACAAAGACAACCUGCCCAAGUAUUUUUACUUUCAGGAAGUGCUCCCAGUGCUGGCGGCGAAGCACUGCAUCAUGCAGGCGAACGCCGAGCUGCACCAGAGCAUCUUAGCCAAGCAGAAGAAGAGAUUCGGCGAGGAGAUCGCCCGCCUGCAGCACGCGGCGGAGCUGGUGAAGACGGUGGCGUCUCGCUACGACGAGUACGUGAGCGUGAAGGACCUGACGGAUAAGAUCAGCCGGGCUCUCGCCGCCGCCAAGAAGGACAACGACUUCAUCUACCACGACCGCGUCCCCGAGGUCAAAGACCUGGAGCAGAUCGGAAAGGCCGCCCUGGUGAAGGCCGCCGCCAUCACGCCGCCGCUCAGCCAGAAGUUCACAGAUCUGUUUGAGAAGAUGGUUCCCAUGGCGGUGCAGCAGUCCAUGAGCGUGUACAACCAGAGGAAGGCUGAGACGGUGAACCGGCUGGUGGGAUCCAUGAGGGAGGCCACCAACCUCUGCAACGGGGUUUUGGCUUCUCUGAACCUGCCUGCUGCUCUGGAGGAUCUGUCCGGGGACUCGAUCCCACAGUCCAUCGCUGAGAAGGCCCGGUCCAUCGUGGAGAGCGGAGGCCUGCAGAGCAUCGAGCAGCUGAUCAGAGACCUGCCGGAGCUGCUGACCCGCAACAGGGAGAUCCUGGACGAGUCUCUAAAGAUGCUGGAUGACGAAGAGACGACGGACAACGAGCUGAGAUCCAAGUUCAACCAGCGCUGGAACAGAACGCCGUCAGGAGACCUGUACAAACCCCUCCGCGCAGAGGGGGCCAACUUCCGCAACAUCCUGGACAAGGCGGUGCAGGCGGACCAGGUGGUUCGGGACCGCUUCACCUCCCAGGGAGACAUGAUCGCCCUGCUGUGCAAACCGGAGGCCGAGCUGAGCGCCGCCAUCCCCUCCGCCAACCCCACCAGGACCCUGCAGGGCAGCGAGGUGGUGAACGUGCUGCGCGCCCAGCUGGCCCAGCUGGAGGAGGUGAAGCGGGAGAGGGAGGCCCUGGAGGGCGAGAUCAAGGCCGUCACCUUCGACAUGUCCGCCGCCUUCCUGACGGCUUUGGCCCAGGACGGCGCCAUCAACGAGGAGACGCUGUCCCUGUCCCAGCUGGACAAGCUGUACAGCGGCUACAACCAGAGGGUGCAGGCCAGCCUCCACACGCAGGAGCAGCUGCUGGGCCAGGUCCAGACGUCGCACCAGGAGUUCAGCAGCCUGAAGCAGUCCAACGCGGAGGCCAACCAGAGGGAGGAGGUCCUGAAAAAGCUGGCUUCUGCCCACGACAGCUACGUGGAGAUCAGCAACAACCUCCGCGAAGGCACCAAGUUCUACAACGACUUCACGGAAAUCCUCCUAAAGUUCCAGAACAAAUGCAGCGACAUCGUUUUCGCCCGCAAGACCGAGAGGGACGAGCUGCUCAAGGAGCUCCAGCAGAGCAUCGCCCGGGAGCCCAGCGCCCCGUCCUUCAGCGUCCCGGCCUAUCAGAGCGCCCCGGCGGGCCCCGCCCCCGGCCAGGGCCCCCCCGCCCAGGGCCCCACCCCCGCGCCCAGGAGCGUCUUCGUGCCCCAGCAGCCGCAGCAGAAGCCCCAGCCGCCCUCCAGGCCCCCCCCGCCCAGCUUCACGCCCCAGGCCGCCUCGCCGGCCCCCGCCGGGGCCCCGCCCCCCGGGGCCCCCCCCACCGGGGCCCCCGGCACCAACCCGCCCCCCCAGGCGCCGGCCUCCGGGGCCCAGGGGCCCCCGUACCCCACCUACCAGGGAUACCCGGGUCCCUUUAAGAAGUUUCCUCACAUGUCGUCCUACCACCGCAUGCUGGUCCAUCGGGUGGCGGCCUACUUUGGCAUGGAGCACAACGUGGACCAGACGGGAAAGUCUGUCAUCAUCAACAGGACCGGCAGCACACGCAUACCGGAGCAGCGCUUUCUGGACAAGGUGCACAAGGACAAGAGCGAGGAAAUCCACCAGUGGAAGAUCAUCCUGAAGAGAGACAACAGCUCAGACGAGCAGAACCGCUUUCACCUUUUACGGGAGAAGCAGAGCAAGUCGAUGGAGGAGAGAGAGGAGGAGUACCAAAGAGCGCGAGAACGCAUCUUCAGCAAGGAGCCCCUCUGCACCCAGGAGAGCGCCCACGCCGAAUCCAGAGAUGUGGAGGAGUACAAUCCAUACGCUGAGACCCAGAGGAGGAGGCAGCUAUUCAGGGGCAGCAGGGACAGCUCCGGCUCCAGCUGGACGGGCAGCAGCAGGCAGAGCAGCACCGAGACCGACUGUCGCUAUAGCAACGACCCCCGACCCUGGAGCAGCACCGACUCCGACUCCUCCCAUCAGUGGACCAGCCCGGCGCCCAAAGCCUGCCCGCCCGCCGCCCACGGCUGGGACGCACGAGGCUCCAUCUCUCUGUACAGGCUUCCGCCCGCCUGUCCUCACCCGUCUCCCCCUCCCAUCAUAGAGGAGACGGCUCCCAACUCGGCCUACAUCGCCGAGAACGGGAUCCCUCCAGGGAGCAUUCUAGUGAACCCACUGACUGGGCAGCCUUUCCUCAACCCGGACGGGAGCCCUGCUGUGUACAACCCACCGGACAGCCAGCAGCCAAUCAGGAGCCAGAGCCAGCUGCAGGGCUCUCCCCCUCAGCAGCAGGUGCUUCAGUACUCGUCCGUGUCGUACUCAGCUCCACAGAUGUUGCCCGUCACACCCUCACAGCCGUACUCAGCAGUUGAAGAUCUUUCCUCACAGAUGGCUCAUGUGACGGUGAGCUGUCAGUCAACCGGAGACGUGCCCCCCCCCCUCUACCCCCCCGCUCAGGGGUACAUCUAUGCAGCCCCGCCCCCCCCCGGCGCCUCCACCUACUGCCAGCAGCCCUCGCCGCAGGUGCCUGUGUACUACUACGGCCAGUAUCCUACCUCAGCCCAGCAUGGAUGCCGGCCGGCCUCGCCCAGCCAGCAGCUCUACGGCCCGCCCCCCCCGCCCACAGGAGGUUACUCCCCUUCUGUGAGGGUGCAGCCGCCCCCCCACUCUCAGCCCCAGACCGUGCUGGGCUCCUACCCCCCGGUCGCCUCCCAUCAGUGUAGCAUGGUCCAGGGAGGCGUCCCGGUGUCCUACCCCCCCGCUAAGGCUGUGGCCGCUGGCGUCGGGGACCCGGCCUACUGCUGCAUGGUGCCCCCCCCCCCCCCCCCCCACCCCGGCAGCUGCCACCCUCCGGCCUGGAGCGCGCAGUACUGA